Molecule: messenger RNA, 2079 nt
Organism: Gamsiella multidivaricata
Lineage: Eukaryota; Fungi; Mortierellomycota; Mortierellomycetes; Mortierellales; Mortierellaceae
Exons: 7
Coding region: 1-2079 (692 amino acids)
Source: RefSeq, a predicted model, not a curated record
AUGGAGCAUCAAGAUGAACCACCAAGCACAGUUAUUCGCCAACAAGAAUAUUUCGACGAGGAGAACCCUUUUUCAUUCAGAAAGAAGAAACCCUCCAACAAGCGCCUUUUCACAUCGCUAAACCACCGAUUUCCAGUGCCUGAGAGUGAUGAUCGACUAGCACCAUCUUCAUUCAAGCAACCACAACAUGAACCGUCAUUGACGGAGAUAUCUGAAGGAGCACAGGAAAUUGUCUCAUCUGACAAUGCUCCCCCGUCUUCGUCGCCAACAAACGCUGCCUCGCUACAGGAAGACUAUUUUGCGAGCGCAGGACCUAACGUCCGUGAGAGCGAAGAGAUGGAUGCAACACCGGCUUGGGAACUUGUCUGGAAGGGCUCCUGGAUAUUACCGUCGUUUGAACCCGUCACUUCAGCAACAUCCUUAUCAUCAUCCUCUAGAAGAACACCUGGAUUCCUAAAGAAAGCCAGCUUGGAUAACCGACAGCAGAUUGUAUUCCAAGGACGAGAUGGGACAAAGCUAAAGCCAAAUGUCACUGAGCUUCCGGACAUUACAUUCGCCAUGCCCAAGUCUCAACACGCGUCCGAUAUAUCAGAUUCAACGCCGUCGAUUUUAGAGGAGAAGCAGAUGAUGAAGGAGAACACAGAGAUGCAUGUUAUCGCCAAGAUCAGCCUGAGCAACUUUCCAUUCUCGCUACUAAUGCCCGGGUGCCCAGAACCAUGCCGUGUAUUCGUUUCUCCGGAGAGCAAGACCUCUGCCCAAUUCCUGAGUGAAAUAUUUGAUCGCGAUGACAUUAUGGACAUGGAAAUGCGCUACUGUGAAAACGAUGGGCAGGCUGUAGGACAGAUCGGACUGCUACUGAGGCUUGCUUCCAAGUCAGGUUCAAACACGAAGAGGAAAGGCAUGCUAUCAAACCUUGCAAAGCAAGACGAUAAUCCUUUUUUGCAACCAUCUACUCAGGAAGAAGCGUCUGGUGUCUCAAAGACCGCGACAGACACUUGCGACGAUCAUAGGCGAAAGAUAUACCAGGAAACAUCAAUGUUCUUGGUUUAUGGGGUACUUGUGGAUAAUGAUCAGGAACAGGACAGCCUGGAGAGUAAUGGGCGCCUCCGCACCAUGUGCUUUUACGCAUACCCACUCGUGGAUCAUGAAAAGUUUUUGGAAGUGGUGCUGCUGAAUGUCCGCUCGUUGGAUCGCCUGAAGCAGGAGGCGGAAGACGUACAGUUGGACCAUCACACGUUAUCGGAAGAUCCCGAGACAUAUAUUCAGUAUGAAGACCCAGUUAAGAACAGCAUCAUGAACGGAUGCGACAACGAGCAGGAGACUGGAUAUGAAUCCGACUGGGUCUCUGCUUUCGACAUGGAGGUUGACAAAGAUGGAUCCUCGCAACAGGACACCGAACUACUGAUGGCUCUCGAGCGGAGCAAAUCUUGGUCGCCAUAUACAGUUUUACCACCUCCCAAUACUUCAUUGCUUUCUGGAGCGCCCUCGAACCCUAAAGACAUCCCGAGUGACAGGAUUUUGUCGCGCUCGCAGACACUGGAUAGAGUAGGCGUUACGAGCAAGGACAGCUCUGCCCGAUCGUUGAAUGCCCUUGCGCGGCAUCGGAGCAUGGACUCUGCCGCUGGGAGCAAGCUGCAAUUGGCUACCAUAUCACGUACCCUCAGCAGCAGUACUACACCAAAAGCGCCUAGAAAAGGUAUCCGCCACUUGAAGAGUCCCUCCCGGGCCCCACAGCAACCAUUGGAUCUCACGACAGAAGGUCUCAGGAGGAAGCUACUUGGGCCUGAAUCUAUACGUGCAGAAUUGCCUUCGACGAAUACCACGCUACCAUCAUCCUCGCCAUCCUUAUCCUCGUCAAGCACAAAGUCGAUUGAGGCUCGCAAUAAAGCAACUGUCAAGGGUCUCACUAUAUCGACACUGUCCAUUAUCAACAUCACGCCAGACCAUGAAGACUUCAAAGAAUGCGCUGCGAAUCUUUACAGGAGUGUUACUUUUGCCAUGCGCAAGGACAUUGGCACGCGACGGUAUCAUUUAGAAGAAUUGGAACGAUUGAUGAACAGACACGCAGCUUUACUCUAG